Messenger RNA from Gastrolobium bilobum, 2607 nucleotides. Its product is annotated as seed linoleate 9S-lipoxygenase-like. Gene Ontology annotation, molecular function: metal ion binding; oxidoreductase activity, acting on single donors with incorporation of molecular oxygen, incorporation of two atoms of oxygen; protein binding. The coding region runs from base 1 to 2607 and encodes 868 amino acids. NCBI's taxonomy places the organism in Eukaryota, Viridiplantae, Streptophyta, Magnoliopsida, Fabales, Fabaceae. The record is from RefSeq and is a predicted model, not a curated record. Gene Ontology annotation, biological process: lipid oxidation. The transcript is spliced from 9 exons.
AUGGCAUCUACGUUAAAGACGUUGGGCUUCGGCAAGAGCCAACAGAUCAAAGGGACUGUGGUGAUAAUGGCCAAGAAUGUGUUGGACUUUAACGCCAUAACCUCAGCUGCUACUACCGGUGUUUCUGGCUUUCUUGGCGGGUUCUUCGACGCUGCCGGCAGCUUAGCUGGUGGUUUAGCUGAUGACGUUACUGCCAUCUUCAGCCGUAGUGUCUCCCUGCAGUUAAUCAGUGCAACCAACACAGAUAGAAAUGGAAAUGGGAAACUUGGAAAGGAAACCUUCGUAAAUAAACAUCUUCCAACGUUACCAACCUUGGGAGAUAGGCAGGAUGCAUUCGAUAUUUAUUUUGAUUGGGAUGCUGAUUUUGGAAUACCAGGAGCAUUUUACUUUAGAAACUAUCUGCAACGUGAUGAGUUCUUCCUUGUCAGUGUAACACUUGAAGACAUACCAAAUCAUGGAACCAUUCACUUUGUUUGUAACUCAUGGGUUUACAACUCAAAGAAAUACAAAAAGGAUCGCAUUUUCUUUGACAGUAAUACAUAUCUUCCAAGUGAAACACCAGCUCCACUAGUUAAGUAUAGAGAAGAAGAGUUGCUGAAUUUAAGAGGAGAUGGAAAAGGGAAGCGCGUGGAAUGGGAAAGGAUCUAUGAUUAUGAUGUCUACAAUGAUUUAGGCAAUCCGGAUGGUGGUGCAGCUCGCCCAAUCCUUGGAGGCUCUAGCACCUAUCCCUAUCCUCGUAGGGUUAGAACCGGUAGAAAUCCAACCAGAAAAGAUCCAAAAAGUGAGCAACCAGGGGAGGUUUAUAUCCCAAGAGAUGAAAAUUUUGGUCAUCUGAAGUCAUCAGAUUUCCUUACAUAUGGAAUAAAAUCUUUAUCUCAAGACGUUUUACCUCUGUUUCAAUCUUUAAUUUUUGAUUUGAAUUUCACACCGAAUGAGUUUGCUAGCUUCGAUGACGUGCGUGGACUCUAUGAAGGUGGAAUUACACUCCCUACUAAUAUACUCAGCAAAUUUAGCCCCUUACCUGUUCUCCAGGAAAUCUUCCGCACUGAUGGUGAACAAGUCCUCAAGUUUCCACCACCCCAUGUAAUCAAAGUUAGUAAAUCUGAAUGGAUGACUGAUGAUGAAUUUGCAAGAGAGAUGAUUGCUGGUGUAAAUCCUUGUGUAAUUCGCCUUCUUCAAGAGUUCCCACCACAAAGCAAGCUAGAUGCCAGUGUCUACGGUGAUCAAACUAGUACAAUAACAAAAGAACACUUGGAGACUAACCUAGAUGGGGUCACAGUAGAUGAGGCACUUAAUGGUCAGAGACUACUCAUAUUAGAUUACCAUGACGCAUUCUUGCCAUAUUUGAGUAAGAUAAACCAAAAUGCAAAGGCUUAUGCCACGAGGACAAUCGUGUUCUUGAAAGAUGAUGGAACUCUAAAGCCUCUGGCCAUUGAAUUAAGUUUGCCACAUCCAGAUGGUGAUAAGUUUGGUGCCGUCAGUAAAGUAAUCUUGCCCGCGAAUGUUGGUGUUGAAAGUACUAUUUGGCUAUUGGCCAAGGCUUAUGUUAUUGUAAAUGAUGCAUGUUAUCACCAGUUAAUGAGCCACUGGUUAAAUACUCAUGCAGUGAUGGAGCCAUUUGUCAUAGCAACAAACAGGCAUCUUAGUGUGCUUCACCCUAUUUAUAAACUUCUAUAUCCUCACUAUCGUGACACCAUCAAUAUCAAUGGACUUGCUCGUCAUGCCCUGAUUAAUGCAGGUGGAAUUAUAGAGCAAUCAUUUUUGCCUGGACCGUAUUCUAUUGAGAUGUCUUCGGUGGCUUACAAGAAUUGGGUUUUUACUGACCAAGCAUUACCAGCUGAUCUCAUCAAGAGAGGAUUGGCAGUUGAGGAUCCCUCUUCCCCUCAUGGUCUUCGCCUUGUGAUAGAGGACUACCCUUAUGCUGUUGAUGGACUAGAAAUAUGGGAUGCUAUUAAGACAUGGGUCCAAGACUAUGUCUCCUUGUACUAUGCCACAGAUGUGGCUGUUCAAAAUGACUCUGAACUUCAAGUUUGGUGGAAGGAAGCUGUAGAAAAGGGCCAUGCUGACUUGAAAGAUAAGCCAUGGUGGCCUAAGUUGCAGACUCUUGAAGAACUUAUUCAAUCAUGCACUAUUAUCGUAUGGAUUGCUUCUGCUCUUCAUGCAGCUGUUAAUUUUGGACAAUAUCCUUAUGGAGGUUAUAUCCUGAACCGUCCAACUAUUAGUAGAAGAUUGAUCCCAGAAAAAGGAACUCCAGAAUAUGAUGAGAUGACAAAGAAUUCUCAAAAGGCUUAUUUGAGAACAAUUACACCAAAAUUCCAAACUCUUGUUGACCUUUCAGUGAUUGAGAUAUUGUCAAGGCAUGCUUCUGAUGAGGUCUACCUUGGGGAGAGGGAUAAUCCAAAUUGGACAAGUGAUUCGAGGGCAUUGCAAGCCUUCAAAAAGUUUGGAAGCAAGUUGACAGAAAUUGAGGAAAAGAUCAUAGGGAGGAACAACAAUUCAAGUCUGAGAAAUCGAUCGGGGCCAAUUAAACUGCCCUACACUUUGCUCCUUCCUACAAGUGAUGAAGGGUUGACUUUCAGAGGAAUUCCCAAUAGUAUCUCUAUAUGA